UGUCUGCAGCAGAGUCAGUCCGCACCGUCCUCCGCCUCCUCCUCCAGCUCAGCAGCAUAAUGUCUGCGCCUGUCAACCAGCAGCGCUUCAGCUCCAGCUCCCUGGGAGGCUGGACGCUGGAGUCCUCCUGCAUCGGCCCCCGGAGAGUCUCACACAGCGUGCAUGGAGGAGCCGGCUGCUUCGGGACGCGCAUCUCCCAGGGGUCGUACUUCAACUCCUCGUGCUCUGCAGGCGGCGACUGGCCUGUGCUCAACGAAGGCAAGUUCACCAUGCAGAACCUCAACGACCGUCUGGCCUGCUACCUGGAGAAGGGCUCUGGUCAUUAAGCAAGUGACAGUGGAAGUUGAAGAGCAAAAGCCCCACAUUGAGAAGAGAGUGAAGACCAUCGUGGAGGAAAUUGUCAAUGGACAAGUUGUGUCCUCCUCUGUUGACACUCAAGUGCAUACUGUUCAGUAGCCUGCCUGCCUCCUCUAAAACCUGCUGAGUUUGUGAUUUAGCUGUGCUUUUUAGCUGGCCGCAUGUUGUUUUUGGUGUUUGGGAUUUGUCUUGACAUAUGCAGCGAACUUGAUUUCUGCGAUGGUCUUUAUCCGGGCUCUGCUUUUGGAAAAAUCAUAACCCCAAAAAAAAUUAAAAAAAAAUCAAAUAAACAACUUCAAAAAUCCAGUGGCAAACAAACAGAAAGUGAAUCUGGGCUCAGAUAAAUGUCUGUCAUUUUGAUCAUAGUUGAAGCUCAUGCCCCUCUGUACGUUAAUCAUAGUAACUAAAGAUAAAAUAUAUAACAAUACUGCAAAGGUUUUAUAAACCCAGUGUUGAUCUCUUCAGAGAACAUAAAUUUCACUUUGAUGUAAUGUACAUUAUGACCACCAGGUGUCUCUGUUGUCUCUGUGAAGACGGUCUGGCACAGCUUCAUGUUGCAUAACCUGAAUUUGCUAAAAUGGAAACAGAUUUUUUUUGUGUGUGCUGCAAAACAGACUCUUCCAAAUAUGGUUAGCUUGGUUCACUGGCAGUAAGUUAAUUAUCUGUUGGAUGAGUAAAACUGAAGCUUUAUUACACAUCCAAAAGUCCUGGAGGAAACGGAGCCAAUGCUGGAAAUGAU
Molecule: messenger RNA, 1096 nt
Organism: Poeciliopsis prolifica (blackstripe livebearer)
Lineage: Eukaryota; Metazoa; Chordata; Actinopteri; Cyprinodontiformes; Poeciliidae
Product: keratin, type I cytoskeletal 20-like
Exons: 3
Coding region: 60-326 (88 amino acids)
Source: RefSeq, a predicted model, not a curated record